This is a messenger RNA of Sesamum indicum (sesame), 1573 nucleotides long. Lineage: Eukaryota; Viridiplantae; Streptophyta; Magnoliopsida; Lamiales; Pedaliaceae. The record is from RefSeq and is a predicted model, not a curated record.
GUUACAAAAGUAGUUACAAAUUUAUUUUUUUAAUUUUGGCUAUAUUUGUAAAAGCCAUAAUUGACCAUUAUGGUCGUUACAAAAGUCGUGAAAAUUUGUAACGGCUUUGGUACUAUCACAAAUAAUUUGUAAUGCUCAUUUGAGCUGCGAUAGGCUGAACCGUUACCAAAGUCGUUCCAAAUAAAAAAAAGUUGUUACAAAUUAAUAAAAAAAUUGUUCCAAAAUCUGUUUAAAUAAAAUGAUUUUUUGUAGUGUGUGUCCGACGCCUGUCGGGCACUGUACAAAAUAAAUAAUUCUUUCCGACCCGUCAGCCCCUCGCCUCCAUCCCUCCCCCUCUUCCAUUUUCUCCUCCGCAAUGGUGUCAUCGUCAACCACCGCCGGCCCCACUAUCUGAAAUCCGAGAAACCCUAACGCCACCCCCCCACCAUCCAUCCUGCACCUUUCUUUCAACCAGGAAAGCACAGCUUUGCUGUCGACACCACCGAUGGCUUCAUGAUAUUCAACACCGAUCCUUUUGUACAAACCAUUCACCAAGACUUUCUCCCAGAAUCACCAAGGUGGUGGCAUUGGUAUCGUGCUGAGGAUCUUCGGCACCAACAAAUUCGCCGUAGUGGGCAAAGGGGCCACUCCAAGACUCAGCCGCAACAAAAUCAUGAUCUGGGAUGAUUCUGUGGGACAGUUCACUGGAGAGCUCUUUUACCGUUCCGAGUGAAGAGCGUUCGCCUAAGGCAGGAACGCAUUGUUGCGGUUACGAUGCAGAAGAUAUCUGUUCACGAUCUUAUGGACCUGCGUUUGCUGCAUCAGAUAGAAACGGAGCCCAAUCCGAAGGGGUUGUGCGAAAUUUCGCUGUCGGGGCGGAUGGUUCUGGUUUGCUUAGGACGGGAUAAGGGGGAAGUAAGGGUGUUGCAGGACGAGGUGAGUUGGAUUAGGGUGAUAAAGGCCAGCGACUUGGACGUUACGUGUGUUGCUUUGUCGAACAACGGGAGGCUGCUGGCAGCCGCGAGUACUAAGGGCACAUUGAAUAGGUUGUUUGACACAUUGUCCGGAAUGCUGCUUCAGGAGAUGAGAAGGGGUUCUGCAUUUGAAAGAACAGAGAUUCACAGCCUCUUUUUCUGCUUUGAUGCUGAGUGGCUGGCUGUUACAAGCAAUAAAGGAACCGUUGAUAUUCUCAGCUUAAAGGACGCAAAACGAAAUAAUAUGUCUCUUCCGAGUCUUUCCUACAACAAAGGUAUUCUGCGGAAGUAUUUCAUUCCCGAGUGGCCGACGGCUCGUUUCAUGUACCAAAAGAUAUACAACAUAUCGUGACAUUUGGAUACCAAAACAACAUAGUUCUCAUUGUCGGCACGAAUGGAAGAUUCUACAGAUGGAAGUUUGAUCCAAUUGUAGGUGGGGAGAUGAAUGCCACAACUUCCUUCAGCCAGAACUCAUGAGUAUACUUUAGAUAGAUUUUGCAGGAAAUUCAUUGGAUUGUGAAUGUAUUAGUUUGGCAAAAAACUGCAAAUAGUUACAGAUACACACUCUGGAAGUAUAAAAUACAGUUCUUUGUUUUGUGUAUAUACGAGUUUUCAAUGCA